UCUUUGGACACCUACAUGAAGGUCGAAACAGUAAUCGUACGGCUCCAGCGAGAAAACAAAAUGGCCGGAAAUGUUCGCCAGCAACUUUCACAACUUGCAAGUUUAUCACAUUCAGGUGGAUCACACAGGGAUGUAACAGAAAAAUACAAGGGGAUUUUGGAAACUAUCCUAAAAACUGGUGGCAGUGAAAUGGUGCCCAGCUUACAAGCCUUUGUGGAAGCAUUGGUGAAUGAGAAUGUAAGCCUGGUGAUAUCUCGUCAGCUGCUGUCAGACUUUUGUGCUCACCUUCCAAAUCUAGAGGACUCUGUUGCCAAACAAGUGGCCCAUUUCACUCUAGACAAAGUUCACACCAGAGUUAUAUCUUUUGAGGAGCAGGUUGCUGCAAUCAGACAACAUUUAGCAGAUAUUUACGAGAGACAGUGCAUGUGGCGAGAGGCUGCCAAUGUUUUGGUGGGAAUUCCUCUGGAAACUGGACAAAAGCAGUAUCCAACAGAUUACAAACUUGAAACUUACCUGAAGAUAGCACGCCUGUAUCUAGAGGAGGACCCGGUCCAGGCAGAGGCUUACAUCAACAGAGCUUCACUCUUACAGGCCGACUCCAAAAACGAGGAGCUUCAGAUCCACUACAAGGCAUGUUAUGCAAGAGUGCUGGACUACAGGAGGAAAUUUAUUGAGGCUGCACAAAGAUACAAUGAACUUUCCUACAAAACUAUAGUAGCAGAAGAGGAAAGAAUGCAAGCACUCAAAAAUGCUCUUAUCUGUACCGUUCUAGCAUCUGCAGGACAGCAAAGAUCAAGAAUGCUGGCCACACUAUUCAAAGAUGAACGUUGUACUCAACUGCCUGCUUAUAAUAUUUUGGAAAAAAUGUAUUUAGAUAGAAUAAUCCGUAGCAGCGACUUACAGGAAUUUGCAGCUCUGCUUCAGCCUCACCAAAAGGCAGUGACAUCUGAUGGUUCCAGCAUACUUGAGAGAGCAGUGAUAGAACACAAUUUGUUAUCAGCAAGCAAACUGUACAACAACAUUUCCUUUGCAGAACUAGGUUCCCUGUUAGAAAUUUCACCUUCAAAGGCAGAAAAGAUCGCCUCCCAGAUGAUCACUGAGGGACGCAUGCAUGGCUGUAUAGACCAAAUUGAUUCUAUUGUGCAUUUUGAAGAUGCUGACCAGAACGCAGAGCUUGAAGCAGAUUAAAGUUUUGGGACUUGGUUGCAUUCAACUGUCUAUAGGUCUUGCCAACAACAGUCUUCCAUGGAAGUUACAUCUAAGUUUAUUAUAAAACAUAAUUUUUUCCUGUAUAAAACUAAUAUGAUAUAGAACAUUUUAACUGUUAAACUGUCUCUCACACUCAUGAUCUAUUGACCAAUCAACAGUUUACCAACUAUUGACCGGGCAGUAGUCUGCCCUAUUUCUAUUGGCUAUGCAAGUCACGUGAUUCUUGGUCUGCUGCUUUGUUUAUGUAAUGGCGAGGUUCACUGAUUUAAUUGAUCAUGAAAAACAGAAUAUAUUAGAUGAAAAGCAGAGCAGAAAAUGAACAAUUUAAUCAUUAAUUAGGACAUUUAGUAUGUUUUCUUUUAAACUAGUGAUACGGUGAUAAAUGUACGUAAUCACACUGUCCUGUUAAAGGGGCAUAGACACGAUUUGAGCUGAAAUUUUUCCAAUUUUAAUGUUUACAAUGCUUAACUAAGGUAUUUCUAAUGGUCAGGAAAAAUUUGAAUAUCAGUUGUCAAGUUACAAGAGAUCGCAGAGCUCACAAUUCUUUGUGAUGUAAACAAGGCUUGUGUCAUGUUUUUGUUUACACAGGUUAAAUAUACAUGUACUAGUAAAAGUUUCGUUUAAAGCAGAUUUUUCAAUUUACAAAUUAAUUCUGCACACAAUUAAACAGUUUCUAGGGUGUGUCAUAUCUCAUUUUGUUUUAAACAUAUUUCUAUUAAGCAAUCUAUAUGUAAACAAAAAUAUGGCACGAGCCUUGUUUACAUAACAAAGAAUUGUUGGUACCGUAUUUCACUUGUAACUCAACAACUGACAUUCAUGUUUUUGCUGACCAUUAGACUUGCCUUAGUUAAGCAUUGUAAACAUUAAAAAUAAAAUUUGAAAAUUUUCAGUUCAAAUAGUGUCCAUGUCCCUUUAAAAAUUCAAAGUUAACAAACCAUUUUCAUCUAGAAAAAAACAACCUAAAAGAAUGAAGGUGUAUAACAAAACAGUUACAUACUGUGUCCUCAGACAACAGCUGUUUUGUAUGACCCUUGAACAGAACAGCUUCGGGCAAUAGAUAUAUCCUUGGGUCGAACAAAACAACUGUUGUCCUCAGACCGAGUCAAUAACUGUAUAUUAUUGUCACACUUUGAGAUUUCUAUAAUGUAAGGCCAAAUAGAAAAUUUGGCUGACCUAUCCAAUUUGCUGCUUAACCAAAAUGUUUUUAUGUUCCUGCCAUGAAAUGGAUGGGGCAUAUAUAUAGUGUUACCAUUUACCAUCCUUUUCUCAUUCUGUCAUCAUUCAAUUCCCAUUCAUAUACAUGUAGAAUUCUUAUCUGGAUUUUUGACAGUUAUCUUAUGUCUGUUUAAACUUGGAAAAUUUAAAACAAUUCAUAGUUUCCGCUCAUUAUCUCCAUUCAGAAUGUACAUGUAGUUACAUCAUGGUAUACUUGGUCUAUACACAGGUCAGGUUUGUAUUUUGGUAAGGUAAAAAAUAUUAGGCAGAGUUAUGCCCCUUAGAUUUAGAAAUUCAAACAAUUCAGUGUUUACUCAUGAUCUCCGUGAUACAUGGAACAUUUUGAAUUGAAAGGGAUCUAGAUAUAUCAUGAGAAUAUGCAGAUCAAAUUACAAUAGGCUAAAUUCUAAUCCAUCUGAUGGUUUGGUGAUGGGUGCUACAUGGAAACACUUCUUUAGUUCUAAAUGUGAGCAUGAAACAUCUCUAUUAGUAUGUAAUCUUUGUGUUUUCCCACAGUCCAUCUUAUUGUAUAUUGACCUAUACCUGGCUUAAUUCAACUCGGCCGGAUUUUAUCAGAAUCCAGUAUGCUAUUACUCACACAGUUGUGUGGUGUGUAUCAGUAUGUAUAUAGUAUAAUUGAUGUUUGUGUAAUGAAUCUAAAAGAUCUGGAUUUUGCAUAAGCAUUAGCAAAUAGAAAUGCUGACGGCUUCAUUUGAUAUUGUGAAUUCAUUUUGUAUUUUCAGUAAAGAUUCAUUGUUUUACUUUUCUUUCAGCUCGUGAAGCAUUACCCACAUGGGAUAAACAAAUUCAGAGCUUGUGUUUUCAAGUGAACCAGAUAAUUGAGAAAAUAUCCCAGUCAUCGCCAGACUGGAUGUUGAAGACCACCGAAUCUCAAAUGGCCGAGGGACAGUGAAAGGACUCUGUAUAAAUACCUUUGGUCAAAAACAAAAAGUGCUAUAAUUGAACCUUGUUUACACAGGCACACAGUACUGUAGGAACUAGUGAUGACAAUUAACUUACAUUGAUAAAGGGUGUGAGGAUGGAUACCAAAAUGACGAUUUGAGCGAUGAAACAAAUCACCAGAGUCAUUGAUAGCUAUCCAUAUUUUGCGAUGAAAUUAGCAGGAGUACAAACUUUCCAUAAUUUUAUUUUAAAUAAUUUCAAUGCACUUUCACAUAUGAAAUUGAAAUAAUCUGUUCUGUGCAUUUAAUGGAAACAAACACUCAUUAACAAGAUUAUGAAAAGAAAUAGACAUGUGUUAAGUAAUUUGUACAUGUAUGUACAAUGUUAAUCACUAUACAUGUUUGUUGUUUAAUUCUUCAGAGGAAGUAAACUAUGUUGCUGUA
Messenger RNA from Ostrea edulis (European flat oyster), 3770 nucleotides. RefSeq names its product COP9 signalosome complex subunit 4-like. NCBI's taxonomy places the organism in Eukaryota, Metazoa, Mollusca, Bivalvia, Ostreida, Ostreidae. The transcript has 12 exons. Gene Ontology annotation, cellular component: cytosol; COP9 signalosome. Bases 16 to 1188 code for a protein of 390 amino acids. The record is from RefSeq and is a predicted model, not a curated record.